Molecule: messenger RNA, 460 nt
Organism: Oryzias latipes (Japanese medaka)
Lineage: Eukaryota; Metazoa; Chordata; Actinopteri; Beloniformes; Adrianichthyidae
Gene: sec61g
Product: SEC61 translocon subunit gamma
Biological process (GO): protein targeting; intracellular protein transport
Cellular component (GO): membrane
Molecular function (GO): transmembrane protein transporter activity
Source: RefSeq, a predicted model, not a curated record
GAAACAACACUUGACGCAUGCGCCCUUUAAAUCUACGUCAGCUCUGGGUUUUCUUCUCCGCAGCGUAAAGGCGACGUGUCCUCUUUUCUUCUGACUUCUCGUCGACUCCCCGUCGAAAAAAAGAUUGAACAUCAUGGAUCAGGUUAUGCAGUUUGUUGAACCCAGCCGGCAAUUCGUCAAAGACUCUAUAAGGCUGGUGAAAAGGUGCACAAAACCCGACCGAAAAGAAUUCCAGAAGAUUGCAAUGGCCACGGCGAUCGGGUUUGCCAUCAUGGGCUUCAUUGGUUUCUUUGUCAAGCUCAUCCACAUCCCCAUCAACAACAUCAUUGUUGGUGGUUAAAUCCUGGACAAGUAAAGACGUGAUUCGGUUUCUAUGGCAAAAGGACAAGUGUGACGGCAUUUUUACAUUCUGAGCUCAACAUUUCUAUUUUGAUGUGUAAAUAAAUCAGUUGAAGCCAAA